Messenger RNA from Acytostelium subglobosum LB1, 1035 nucleotides. RefSeq lists its product as hypothetical. The transcript is spliced from 2 exons. Bases 1 to 1035 code for a protein of 344 amino acids. Gene Ontology annotation, molecular function: protein binding. Lineage: Eukaryota; Evosea; Eumycetozoa; Acytosteliales; Acytosteliaceae. The record is from RefSeq and is a predicted model, not a curated record.
AUGCGUGACACCUACAAUCCAAAGUCAUGUGAUGAUGGAAACAGUUGCACUGUUGACCGAUGUCUUCCAACCAAGGGAUGCCAACACACUCCAAUGGACUGCCAACACAACUGUCUUGACAAGUGCAAUCAAUCAGUAUGCAGGAAUGGCACUUGUGUGAUGGAGCGUGUUAACUGUGAUGACAACAACCCAGCCACCUGCGACUCCUGUGACAAGCUUCUUGGAUGCCGCCACACCUCCUGUGAUGAUGCCAACAUGUGUACUAAUGACCUGUGUAUCAACAACAUAAACGGUACAUGCACCCACCUUCCAAUCAGUUGUGAUGAUUCCAAACCAGCCACUUGUGACACCUGUGACAAGAAACUUGGAUGCCGCCACACCUCCUGUGAUGAUGCAAACAUGUGUACAAUUGACAUGUGUACCAACAACCUCAAUGGAACCUGCUCCCACACCCCAAUCAAUUGUGAUGACAACAACAAGUUCACAAUUGAUUCAUGUUCUCUAGAUACUGGUCUUUGUGUCUAUUACCCAAACGAGACCGCCAUCGAGAUUGACCGAAUGACUAACAAUGCUGACCCAACUCAAUCAUAUGCCAAUGGUCAAGGAUUGAGUGACGGAUUCAUCUCCCUACUACAAGGUUUUGAGGUCCAAGCUGUCAACUACAAUGGCGAGGUUCUCAACAAGUCUGGUCUGAACUUCACAAUCCUGAUCACUGAUGCCAGCUCUUCAAAUAUCACCCUCCCUGUUACCAUGACCUACCUCUCCAAUGGUACCUACUCAUUCACCUAUGUUCCACUCCAACUCGGAAACUUUGUCAUUCUUAUCACUUUGGAUGGUGUCCCAAUUAAGAACUCAACUUAUUCAAUCAACAUUGAGGGUGCAGAUAAAUCCACAUCUGCAGCCUAUGGACUUGAACAAAAUCAGAUGGUCACAACAUUCCAACAAACAAACUUCACCAUUGUCUGGAGGAAUAAGAUUGGAGCUGUUUUGGCAAUUGGUCAGGAUAACUUCAAUGAACAACUCCUCAAGACAUAA